Messenger RNA from Klebsormidium nitens, 1860 nucleotides. NCBI's taxonomy places the organism in Eukaryota, Viridiplantae, Streptophyta, Klebsormidiophyceae, Klebsormidiales, Klebsormidiaceae. The record is from the annotation of a GenBank genome assembly.
AUGGAGCCAGACGCAACGGCAACUCUGAUAGACGAGCUGAUGGCGCGCAUCAGCGACUUAGAAGUCCAAGCGAAUACACUCAGCGAAUUUCACACUCUCACCGAGUGCAGCAAGCUGGGGACCUUGCUCCCUAAGCUCAUAGGGUCCAGAGCGAAUGCCGUCCGAAAGCAUUACGCUGGCUCGACCGAGCGUCACGUCCUGGUGAGCUUUGACCACGGGAGGGACGGGUUGGAUCCCUGGGCAUACGGCCUCUACGCCAGGUUCUUGCGCGGAGAGUUCCCCGAGGUGACGAACACUGUGGUCAGGAAUGUCAUCCUGGCGGUGGAGGAGGUGACGCCUUACGGUGCCGACAGGCCGCAUUGGUGCGACGUGCACAGCGGCGAGCUCAGCCCCCACACUUACGUCAGGAACGAGAUCGUUUCCAGGAUCAUGAUGUUCCUCUUCCCAGAGGUGGGAGCUUUCGAUGGCCUGCUGCGGAAGUUUGUGCUCAGCUUCGACGAGCCUACGGACGUGCGGGAGGUCUGCAACGUCACCGAGCGCAUCCUGGAGUUCCUGGGAGAGCACGUGGAAGAGAACGUGCUGGACAUCUACGCCGUCUCUCCUGAAGUGGCGCGCAUUGCAGACGUGCUCCUCGCGGGUGAUUUCGUGAGAGGGGAGGAGGAAGACCAGUUUUGGGACGAGAUUCCGGACACGGUGGGUCCGGACCAGAAGCGGCCGAGAGCGUUCAAGAACACCUUCUCUCAAGCUUUCGGCUGGAUCGACGACCUGACACCAUACUUCGUCCGACACUCCAGCGCCGAGAUAGCUCGCUCGAUUGGCGCAGAGUACCCCCACCACACCAUAUAUUAUUGCAGAGGUGACUCCGUCAUCGACUCGUGGAUGUACAACGGGAAGGAGCUCUGGGCGAGGUACAGAGCCAACCGGCUGGAGAAGCCGAAGCAGGGGGCCGAAGACUCCAUCCACUUGCUGCUGGAGGGCGGGGCAGAGGUCGUGUCGGAGGAGUCGGCCGUGUCCCUCUGCAAUAAUGCAGACGCACGCAUGAGGAUAAGGGGGUGGAAGCACGCGUCGUGCGUGGUGUGCUGGAACGGCUUCCAGGACAAGCCGUCCGCAUGCGUGAUGCAAUGCUGCUUCCAACUGAUGUGCGCGGCAUGCUCCCGAGAGGUGGUGGCGACCAUAGGCACGUGCCCUAUCUGUCGGGAGAACAUCCGUGCGGCUGAUGGCAUAAAGCAGGUGUUUGACGACGUCGAUCCGCAGACCCCCAUGAACGUGUCGUUCGCUCCCCAUGGCUACUUGGACAACAGGCCUUACGCUUGGUUCAAGCGCAUCUUGUCUCGGCUCCGUCCGAACGCGAAGGUCAUCGUUUACGUCGACCACUCCCUGUCCUUCCGCUGCCGCUUCGACAUGGAUCUGGAGUACUUCAUGGGCCGCGAGGGAGGAAUCUUUCAAGCCAAGCAGCUCAGCGGGAAUCGGUAUCAGAUGAGGCACGCCGUUGAGUAUUUCAACUCGGAGACCAGAGACCCCAACGUCCGAAAGGGGAUCAUCUUGACGCAGACGAGCAUGGGCCACGGCUGCAGUCUCCACAAGGCGACGGAUCUCCUCGUCCUGUCACCGGCCAGCAGCGCUACCUACGCGCACCUUAUAUCUAGGGUGGUCAACGCGAAGAGCCCGCGCGUGGACGAGGACAUGCCUCUGCGAGUGCACGUAUUGCACACGCCGGGCAGAUUCAUGCCGGACCUCCAGCUAGCGCGACCGGAAGGCUCGGGCUCGGGUAUGGAAUGGAGGAAGAUGUGCUACAAGAGGGCCAUGGAGGAGCAAAAGAGAGCUGUAGACUUAAUGUACCGCGAUCACGAUGACAUGUAG